AUAUAAACCAAUGUUAUAGUAUACCUCGUAGGGACAUCAAGCAAUCAAAGACUUUCAAAGACAUAAGGCCUUAUGGCAUCAAAGAGAAUUCUCAAGGAGCUGAGGGAACUGCAAAGAGACCCUCCAAGUUCAUGCAGUGCAGGUCCGGUGGCAGAAGACAUGUUCCAGUGGCAAGCGACAAUACUCGGCCCUGGCGACAGCCCCUAUUGCGGUGGGGUUUUUAUUGUUAACAUCCACUUCCCUACGGACUACCCUUUCAAGCCUCCAAAGGUCGUGUUUAGAACCAAAGUGUUCCACCCAAACAUAAACAGCAAUGGGAAUAUUUGUUUAGAUAUUCUUAAAGAGCAGUGGAGUCCUGCACUCACCAUUUCGAAGGUUUUGCUAUCGAUAUGUUCGCUGCUGACGGACCCAAAUGCAGAUGAUCCACUUGUUCCUGAGAUUGCUCAUAUAUACAAGACUGACAAAGUCAAGUACGAAACGAUUGCUCGUAGCUGGACUUACAAGUAUGCAAUGGGUUGACCCACACUUGCCCGUGUAAUUUUGUUGUCACUCUACUCUCCCCCACGACAGCUUGUUUGUUUGUUUAGCUUUAGACAAAUUGCCAUUUAACAACCAUCAUCUGCUUCCACUACUUCAAUCUAAACCUAAAUAAAUGAAUAUCUUUCUAGUUGAUAUCA
Molecule: messenger RNA, 677 nt
Organism: Gossypium arboreum
Lineage: Eukaryota; Viridiplantae; Streptophyta; Magnoliopsida; Malvales; Malvaceae
Product: ubiquitin-conjugating enzyme E2-17 kDa-like
Exons: 4
Coding region: 73-519 (148 amino acids)
Biological process (GO): protein polyubiquitination
Cellular component (GO): nucleus
Molecular function (GO): ubiquitin conjugating enzyme activity
Source: RefSeq, a predicted model, not a curated record